Messenger RNA from Prorocentrum cordatum, 287 nucleotides. The record is from the annotation of a GenBank genome assembly. Lineage: Eukaryota; Dinophyceae; Prorocentrales; Prorocentraceae.
GAGCCUCGCCGCCCCCUGCGGCGCCUCGCGAUGCCGGCCGCGCCACCGCGCUGGCCGCCGCGCUGCUGCUCUGCUCCGGCGGGGGCGCCGCAGGCAAGCGCGCGAGCAGAGACGACUACCGCAAAGUCUUGGACCAGUUCUUCGAGCGGUGCCUCGAGGCGGGGGUCUUCUACAGGCUGCCUGCGGGCGUGACGCACUGCCCAGCCCCGCGGGGCGCGUGCGCAAGCGUGCUCGCGCCCAGAGGCGGUCAGAGCGGCGGCACGGCAGCAGUGCCGCACCCGUCGUGA